AUGAAUGAGAAAGGAGAAAAGGCUGUCAACAGAGAAGAUGAUGAGCAUGGAAGUGCAGAAUGUCAAUCCCAUUCACAUCCCACUGAAAAUAAGGUUGGAGUGUUACCACUGAAUCUUGGAGGAUCAGAGACAGUCCACGAAGUUCAGCCAUUUUUGUUUAAUUUAUUUGCAGAUCUGGCACAUGCUCUUAGAAUUGCCCUGGAAGCAAAGAACUUACCUGUCAACAUCUAUGUUGGAAUGAGGUAUUGGUACCUGUUUACAGAGGAGAUUAAGAGAGACAAAAUUACAAGGCUGGUUGUGCAGCCACUUUAUCUGCAGUUCUCUAUCUCUACAGUUGGGUUAAGCAUCCUUGUUCUUGAGAAAAUAUUUAGGGAAGAUGCAUAUCUAUCUAAGAUGCCUGUUUCUAUCAUAAGGUCCUGGUAUCACCGAGAAGGUUACAUCAAGUCUAUGGCUGCCUUGAUUCAGAAAGAGUUGGGGAAAUUCUUAAAUCCUGAGGAGGUAAUGAUCUUCUUUAGUGGCCAUGGAGUACCAGUUAGUUUUGCCGUGAAUGCUGGUGAUAUUUACAGAGACCAGAUGGAGGAGUGUAUCUACCUAACCGUGCAGAACCUGAAAAGGCGAGGAGUUGCAAUGAUCAUACUCUGGUAUACCAGGUUUUACUUUAAAAGAAAUCCAACUGUUCAAGUAGGGCCGAUACAAUGGGUGAAGCCCUACACUGAUGAAGUUCUUGAUGAGCUCAGUCAGAAAGGAGUUAUGAGUCUUCUGGCAGUUCCAGUCAGCCUUGUGAGUCAGCAGGUAUAAACACUGGGAGAGAUUGGUAUGGAGUGAUGGGAGUUGGCUCUUGAAUCUGGCAUUCAAAACUGGGGGCAUGUACCUGCCCUCAACUGCACACCUUCCUUCAUCAUGGUCUGGCAGAUGCUGCACUAGAAGCCUUACAUAUAGCAAUUGCUAUAUCUUCCUCAAGGAACAACUCCAAUGAAGACAACAAGGGCUUUGUGAGAUCUCAUUUGAGAAUUCAUGACGAUGCCACUGUCUUGAGAUAGUGUGAUAAUUUGACCAAACAUCUGUGUUGAGAAUGCUGGUGAUCCAUGCAAAGACCAGAUAGAAUGCAGAAAUUGGAAAGCUGAUGAUUUGGCAACGAUCAUACUCUGGCAUACCAGGUUGGGCACUAUAAUGUUUGGUUGCUUAAUUCCUGCACUGAUGAAGCUCUACUUGGGCUAGGCCAAAAUGGUGUCAUGAGUCUUCUGGCAUUUUCAGUCUGCUCUGUGAGUGAAUGCAUAAAAGCCCCUGAAGGGAUUUACAUGGAGUACAGGGAGUUAGCUCUUGAAUGUGGCAAUCAAAAGUGGGGAUGUUUUCCUGCCCUCAACCGCAUGUGUUCUGUCAUCACAGAUCUGGCAGAUGUGAUACUAGAAGUAUUGCCUUCAGCAACCGCUAUAUCUUCCCCAAGGAACAUCUCCAAUGAAGACAACAGUACUUUGUGAGACAUGAUAUCAAAAUGUUCUUCAGUUCUAUCUUAGCAUUCAUUUUGUUGUUGUCGCCAAAAAUGAUACUUGCAUUCAAGAAUAAUGUUUUUUGAAAGCGAUUAAGAGUAGUAUCAUACAAGAUUUUCAAAAAAUGUUGAAGAACAGCUGAGUUUCAUGUGAACCGAUGAUUUCAGCAUAUAAAGUUUCAAACGUGGUAAUGUAGCUUGAUCAAAAUAGCAACGACACAGGACUUGAGAUAGGGAUGGUCAAGCUCAAAGCCCUUAGGGUAGCGGCAAACAGCUCCAUUAGAUCUAUCUCAAGCCAUGCAUACCUCAGAAUUUGUGUCUGGUGUUGAGGUGUUAAGCUGUGAAAGAGAGGAUUUUGGUGAUGGUGGUUUGUGCUAUGAUCCCAUGUAUAAAGUGUGAGACUCAGAUCCCCUAUCGAAAUGUAUAAACUUCUAGUAUAAGACUUAUAUAGUUUUCGGUUUUCUAGUCUCAAUAGUUAGUUUUUAUGUAUAUUUCUUUCAAAGUUUGUACCAAUUUGCUAUUGCAAUGAUAGGAAUGGGUUAUGCUACUUUA
Molecule: messenger RNA, 2038 nt
Organism: Mangifera indica (mango)
Lineage: Eukaryota; Viridiplantae; Streptophyta; Magnoliopsida; Sapindales; Anacardiaceae
Product: ferrochelatase-2, chloroplastic-like
Exons: 10
Coding region: 1-798 (265 amino acids)
Biological process (GO): heme biosynthetic process
Molecular function (GO): protoporphyrin ferrochelatase activity
Source: RefSeq, a predicted model, not a curated record